AUGUUUGAGGGUACGGGUGGCCAUGCAGCUGGGAGCUUCAGCGCGCAAGCCGUGCAUGUGCUCCGGGCAGAAGGGCGGAGGGGGGGUCUUGCUUACAGCCCCGCGCACUGUCUCUUCGACGCAGGCUGGGGCUCCAUGAUGUUCUCGCUGAGCACUGAGCCGCCCUUCGACGGGGUCUUGGCCGUCUCUGAGAUGUCGCAACGCGGCCCGGGGCGGAGACCGCAGCCCUUCGUGCAGCCAGUGGCCAACGGGACAUCGUCACUGGAUGCCCUGGUGGACGCGGCCGACAGGGUCUACAAGAGCUGGGUGGCCAGGCACGCGAAGACGCGGCUCAUGGAUGGCGCUGCCUGGGGCACUUGGGUCUGCAGCGCCGCCUCCGACUGGGGCUGGGAGCUGUGCCCAGAGAACUUUACAGAGCAGGUGAAGCUGGCCCAGCGCCCGCUGGGGGACGGCCGGGCUCUGGUGCGCCUGCAGCUGGCGGUGAGGCUCCCGGCCGCCUGCGCCGCGGUCCUGCUGCCGGAGCCCCGCUCCGACGAGGGCUCCUCCCCCGACCCCGGCAGCGUCUUCCGGCGGCAGCGGCUGCUGCGGCGCCUGGGGCCCGGGGACGCGCUGCUGCAGCUGGAGGCAGACCCGGAGGAUCUGUGGUUCAAGGUGCUGGCAGCAAACCUGCCAGACAGCUCCAAGCUGCUGGAGCCUCAUCCAGGGCGCUGGGCGUCGCGCGGUUCCUUCCCAGAGGAGGGCAUGCGCACCGUGAUCCUGGCAUCCAGUGCCUCUGUUCACCUGGGCUAUGCGGUGACAGUUGCGGCCUGCGGUAGGAAGAAGCUGCAGGUCACCCGCCUGGUGGUGGCACCGGUGGACCCCUUGCAGUUCCGCCUCAAGCGUUUGGCCCGUGCCGCCGUGUCGCGGUCCGCCGCCGCGUGGCUCACGUGGCUCUUCGCAGCCUGCGAGGAUGACUACGUGGUGCUGGGUCUGCGCAACUGCGAUUCUGGGCCGCCGCCCUUGCCAAGCUGCGAAGCCGCGAUCUCGCGGCCCUUCGACCUUGAGGGGUGGAGCUGCGCGGAGGAGUCUCUGGGCGAGUAUCUCCGGACCUUCUUCGCCGUCCUGGGCCUCGGCGUGGAGGUCUUCGACCACCUGGACGGUCGGUGCCUGGCGCCGGACCAGGCUGUUCUGCGGCGGGCGCAGUGGGACGCGGCCGCGGGGCACUUCCUGCCGAUGUUUCGGAACGCCAGCAUGGCCUACAGGCGCAUGGGCUGCAGCAGUUGCCUGGAGCUCAUCGAGGCGCCGCCCGUUUUCAAGGAGGCGGCGGUGGAAGUGUUGGCCGCCCUGGAUGCUUUGGACGCUUCGGGCUCUCCUUGCCUCAACACGCCGAGCCCGGAUGUCUUCUUCCUCAGCUCGGAGCCGAGUCAGAAGGAGGGGGACUGGUUGUGCCCGGCGUGCAGCAAUCACAACUUCGCAGACAAGCUGGUGUGCAACAGGUGCCGCUUUCCCAAGGACCAGGCGAUGGAGGGAUCCGAGGCGAAGCCGCCGGUGAAGACGGAGUCCGACGUUCGGCCGGGGGACUGGAUGUGCCCCGGCUGCGGCAACCACAACUACGCCAGCAAGAUCAACUGCAACAGGUGCAAGAUGCCCAAGCCUGGCGGCCCGAGGCCCGGGCAGCCCUAUGGCAAGGGCGGAGGAGGCGGAAAUUGGACUUGUGGCAUGUGCAACAACCUGAACUAUCCCAUGCGCACUCACUGCAACCGCUGCAAUGUGCCGAAGGAGAUGGGCAUGAUGGGGCCAAUGGGCGGCCAGAUGAUGCCCCCGAUGAUGAUGCCGGCGGUGAUGCCGACCAUGGCGCAGCCCAUGGCGCCAAAUGUCAUGCACGGUGGCAUGCCGUUCCAGCAGGUCAUGCACACCUAUUCCACGCGGACUGCUCCGACCCAGUCCCAGUCGGCAGACUGGCUUUGCCCAGUUUGCAAUAACCACAACUACGCGAGCAGGACACAUUGCAAUAGGUGCAGCAUUCCCAGGGAGACCAGGAUCUCUAACACAGGCAUGCGUGAGGGAGACUGGAUCUGUCUGUCAUGCGCGAAUCACAACUAUGCCAGCAAAACUACUUGCAACAAGUGUGGCGGGCCGAAGACCGACAUGCCGAAGCCCCCGCAGUUGGAGAAGAAGGGUACGCAGGAAUUCCGGGAGGGCGACUGGAUGUGCAGCACCUGCAACAAUCACAACUAUGCCAGCAAGGUCAGCUGCAACCGAUGUGGUAAUCCAGGUGGCAACCCAGCGGGCAACCUGGGUGGCAAUCCAAAGGUCGAUGUGCCAAAGCCACCAUCCGCACCAAGAGCUUCGCAUGGAUACCGGGAGGGCGACUGGAUGUGCAGCGCCUGCAACAACCACAACUAUGCCAGCAAGACGCAAUGCAACAGAUGUGGAGUGCCGAAGCCCAUGCAGCAGGCCAACUUGCCCCACGGCUUCCGGGAAGGGGACUGGCUGUGCCCCGCCUGCAGCAACCACAACUACGCGAGCAAGACCAGCUGCAACCGCUGCAAGAUGCCCAAGCCCGGGCCGACGCGGGAGGCAGCGCCACAGCUCACGCCAAAGUUGAUAUGGGUGCCCGUGAACCCGCUCCUCGCACCGCCGGUGGAGGUGGCACCCAACUUCACAGCUUGGCACUCGCAGUGGCUGAAGGCGGCAGAGGCGAAGGCUUCCAAGUCGGGCGAAGGCAAUCCUGAUCUGCUUUCGGUUGAGACGGAGGGAGAGGCCAUUUGGUGGUUGGCGCAGUGCUCCCUGGCCAGCGCCUCUGCCAUCAUGGAGGAGCAGGGCUACACGCUGCUGCACCUGGAGCACACCUUUGCAGUCUUCGUGCUGAAAGUGAUUUGGUCGGCAGUCGUGCCGCUGCUACGACGUGGUUCAUCGCCUGCCUCAUCAGGCCUUCCGCCGGCGUCGAGCCAUGAGUUGCCAAGCCGCAUAGGCAAAUCUUUGCAUUGGAGCGAGCCCGGAAGGUUGCAGCCACAAGAGGUGUCCCUCUACGACCACUGGCUCAGCGGUUGGCAUUGCUCCCCAGCAGCUCCGGCUUUGUUUGGCCUGGAGCUUGCCAGAGGUGCUCGAGGCCUGGCGGACCAGUCCCGGGAGCGGGUGUGCCACUUCAUCCAGGCCAACCAUUUGCCGCUGGCGGAGGGCACGGACUUCUGUGAGACGGGGCAGGAGCCGCACUCUUGGCGCUCCUGGGAGCUGCAGGACCCCGUGGAGGAGCACGGGAAGGCACACUUGUUGGAGUCCACUGGUCGGGGCCGAUGUCUCUCUGACCUAGGCUUCUGCGAGUGCUUUCCACCCUACCGCGGCAGAUUCUGCGAAGAUGAGCAGCCAGGCAAGCAGGACGGGCUUCGGCAGUACAAAGCGGUGCUGCACUACUUGGUGGGUGAUCGAGAGAAGCUGCUGGCCGAUUUCGAGCGAACAUUGCCCAUCCUUUGGAAGAGGUUUAACCAGCGCGAAGACUACCCAGUGGUGGUGUUCCACGAUGGCUUGAGCGCUUCCAGCCGGAAGCGAAUUCUGGAGGCGUCUCCAAACAGGAUUUGGUUUGCCUAUGUGCCGGACUACAAGUCGGUGCCCGCAUUCUUGCGCGGCCGCAUGGAGCUCGAGCUGGGCGGCUACGGCCUGGGCUACCGGGGCAUGUGCCGCUUCAGGUCUGGGCCCAUUUUCAUGCAGCCGGUGAUGAAGGGCUUCGACUAUGCAUGGACGUUAGACACGGAUGGCUACUUUCCGGCGGACCUGGACAGCGAUCCCUUGGAGAGGAUGUGGCGUGAAGAUCGCGUCUACGGCUAUUCGCAUGUGUCUCGAGACCAGGCAUCUGCUGUUCAGCAUUUCUGGGAGUUCUGUCGCCUGUACAUUGAGUCGAAAGGCAUAGACCCAAAGGGUACAAAGAUGAUGCGCCGACUCACGGACGCGCUGGUUCUCCGCGACACCUAUUGGCAUGAGUGGAAUCGCGUGCUUUUCAUGAAUGACAUUGAGAUUACGAAGCUGUCCUGGUUCCAGGGCGACCAGUACCAGGACUUCUUUCGCUUCUUGGACUCCGUGGGGGGGUUCUGGCUCUACCGCUGGGGGGAUCAUGCAGUUCGGACCAUCGCCGUGGCUCUGUUCCUUGACCCGGCGUUGCUCAUGAGGAUGCGCGUCCCCUACGGACACCAGAACACUUGCCGGUGCGGAGACGAGAGGCCCCAGGAGGUGUGCGUCCGCGCUUCCACCUCAGAUUGGUGGCGCUGUGUGCCUCGCGCGGAGGCAGCAGCCGUGCCUCAAGGGACCAUCGUCGCCUCAGGAGAGGUCGAGACAGUGAAGGAAGAAAUCCUCUUCGGGGGCGAGUAG
This is a messenger RNA of Effrenium voratum, 4341 nucleotides long. The record is from the annotation of a GenBank genome assembly. NCBI's taxonomy places the organism in Eukaryota, Dinophyceae, Suessiales, Symbiodiniaceae.